This is a messenger RNA of Lingula anatina, 1940 nucleotides long. Its product is annotated as pleckstrin homology domain-containing family A member 8. The record is from RefSeq and is a predicted model, not a curated record. Lineage: Eukaryota; Metazoa; Brachiopoda; Lingulata; Lingulida; Lingulidae. Gene Ontology annotation, molecular function: ceramide 1-phosphate transfer activity; ceramide 1-phosphate binding. Gene Ontology annotation, cellular component: membrane; cytoplasm; cytosol. Gene Ontology annotation, biological process: intermembrane lipid transfer; ceramide transport.
AGAGACAAAACUCUGUAGAUGAGAGAGAGAGCGCUAAGAAAAUUUCAGACUCCUGUCGUUAUAUUCCCUCUCCCAUGCCUCAGUGACAAGCAGUGUCCCUGAAACCCGGGCGGGUCGAGAACAACACUGAUGAGGUAUUCGAAGAUAUUGUUAACAAUUAAGUGGCUCCUGCACCUCAAUUAAAGAGAUUGGAUUGCAUUAGAUGACCUCCAAAUCUUGGAGGAAAAUUGCCAGCGCGUUUGAUAAUCACUAAGUUUCGUUAAUGAGUUACUACGGGGCAGGUGGGAGAGUGGAUUUGCCGGCACUAUGCAAGUUGAACUUUGACGCUGCCGUCACAAUAACCACCUGUGCAAGGACGUAUUCGCAUUGCUCACUUGUCUUUCGUUAAGUGAGCAAGGGUUUGGCUAGGCCAGUUAACGUUAUUUGUUCAGUAUACAUUUAAGUUCUGAGCUGGAGCAAACAUGGUAGGGUUAGGCCAAAAGACCAAGUUGGCUAUAGUGCCAAUAAUGACGACGGCUUUUUUCUGUUUGGUGUUUAUUGCCCUGUUGCCGCACAGUGAAAAAACGUUGAAGCUCAAAGGAAGGGGUUCGAUUUUACCACCGUCUCACAAGUUUAACGCCGGGCACCAAGGCCAACGUCCUGGUCAUUUUGAUGAUGUCGAAUCGCGGAGAAAGGAAGGGCCGGCUGGCAGCCACAACCCGUUCCGCUUCGGACAAGAGCAGAUUAAGCCGCUCACCAGAAAUACUCUUUCAAUCGACGAAAAAGCAGGCGAUUCGAUUGAAAUACCAACUUUCUUUUCUAAAAUGAAGCCAAGGUUCAAAGACAUCAAAUUGGAGAGCGGUGGCGGAAUCCCGGUCAAUCCAUUCUUACAAGCCUGUAAACAAGUUGUAUCGAUAUUUGAUAAACUUAAUUCUGCGGCAUUUUCACCAGUGAAGAUGGAUCUUAACGGAAACAUAAGAAAAAUAAGUCUUCAAUACGACCUAAAUCCGUCCGCCAAAACGCUUCAAGAGUUAGUUUUGAAAGAAAAAAAUGCUGGCGAAACUCAGCUUCCCGACUCGGUUACCCAGGCUCUUCUUUGGAUGAAAAGGUCAGUUCACUUCAUCCAGGAGUUCAUAUACAGGCUGUCCACGGGAAGUUCAGAGCUAUCAGAUGUAUCAGAGGCAGCCACCAAAGCCUAUGAACUCAGCCUCAAGCCGUACCACGGCUGGGUUGUACGGGGAAUGUUUUCAGUUGGUUUGUCCGCCGUGGGAUCAGACGGCUCUACCCUUGCCAAGGCCUUUGCUGAAAGUGAGGUAGACUUCGAGAACCCCAAGUUCAUUAACCAACUCAAAAAGGACCUCCGAGAAACGUCUCAAGAUUUGAAAUACAUGAUCACGGAAGUCGAUAGGUUCUACGAAAGGGAAGGAAUCCCCCUGGAUUCUUAACGAUUGAUACAAAACAUGUUAAUACUCAAUGUGCAUUACACCGUAUGACUUACUACAACUACGCUAAUUAUAAUGAAAAAUAACUGAGAGAGAAAGAAUCUAUUUGAUAAUUAAACUGGGUAGUUUUCUGAGUACCGUUUAUAAACAUAACGUAAAUAACCGUGAACACUCGUACAGUAAACCACAAAAGCGAUGCAGUGUUGAAAGUACUGUGAGUUGGUGAAGACUAACCAUAUUUUCGCCUCAGUGGCACACACCGCCAGUUGAACUGCACUGUUCCACAUAUGUUCCACAGAGAUUUUGUAUUUCAUUAAAUUCACAUCAUUGCAAAUUCCCGAUAUUGUUGAAAAUUUCAUUAAUAAAUAAUGCAACGUAGCUACGUGUGUUCACUCUUUUCGAUCGCUUAAUGAAUUGAAUUGUAUCAAAGUCGGACUAAUUUCGAAAUCAAUCUUCGUUUAUGUUUCGACUCACUUCAUAGUCAAUAAACCCUUAUGUCUCGUAGCACGUGGUGCAGAG